CGUUUUUGUACUCCUUCGCACGAAGGCCGCAAAAUCCCAAUCGAGAGAAGUUGAGAAAGUUGCUGCUACUCCGGUCAGCUUUCCGCCGCCGCGCAAACGAAAAGAUUUUCUGCCCUUUCUCUCGGUUUCGCCGGCGGCCUCAAUUUACGUUCCAGCCAAGGAAUGGUGCAGUUGCUUCUCUCGAAGCCGAACUCGAGUGGGGAUUGUGACGGAGAUAAUGAAUUGGGGGAGAGAUGGGUCUCUGUCUUGAACCAGUUAGGUUCUGUCCUUUGGUCAUUGAUGACAGCUUCAGGUCGAUCAGAAGCUCGUUUAUGGCUAUGCAACACCAUUGGAGGCAUUGAAUCCAUAACUCCCAGCCAGCAACGAGACAUCUUCGUGAAGCUACUGAGAACCAAGCCUACACAGGUAGGGAUAGCAACUCAGCUACUGCAGAUGAUAUUCACAAAGAGGCCUCACAGAGCAGGUGGAAUUGUAUCGAAAAGGAGUCACGUGCUUGAGAGAUUCUUCCAAGGAAACUCUAUGCGAAUAUCUGAGUGGUUUUCCAACUUUGCUAAUGGAGCUGGAUUAGAGCACAAAAAGGGCGCCAAGGCGUUGUUUCAGUUUGCAUUUGUGAACCGCGACAUCUGUUGGGAGGAGCUUGAGUGGAGAGGGAAGCAUGGACAAUCGCCUGCUGUAGUAGCAACGAAGCCACAUUACCUUCUCGAUCUAGAUGUACAUCAAACAGUAGAGAAUUUCAUCAAACACGUCCCUGAAUUCUGGUCAUCCACUGAAUUCCAAGAGUCACUCAAAGAUGGUGAGAUUAUAGAAAUUGAUCGAAAGUACUUUCUUGACUUCUUUGUCAGAUUGAUGUUCAAGGAUGAUUCAAAAGAUGUUUGGGAUCUUGUAAAUGAGUUUCUCAUGGAGGAGCCGUUCUCUUCUCUGUGUCACCAUCUCCUUAUAGUUCUAGAAGAGAAGGAAUUCUCUUCUUUCCUUGAGUUGCUUCCUAGGAAUCUAAAACCCAGGUCAGAAGAAGGUGGGGUUCUUUCUUGGCUCGAGAUAAUCCUUUCUGAAAAUGUUGGGUCUAUUGAUCGGGUUCUUUUGGUCAAUGGGGUCAUAAACCAUGGACGCCAUCUCUUGAGGCUACUUCGUGAGGAGGAUAUUGAGGAGCAGAGAUCAGAAAUUGAGGAUAUUAUUUCAAAGAUGUGCAGAAUCCUGAGCGAUGCUAACACCUUGAGCCCUCUGCUGAGGGAGUGCUUAAAGGAGAAAAAAACAAGGGAAGAAGUGAUUAAGCUAUUGGGGAUUCAGUCAUGGGUUAUUCAGUAUUUAUUGUCAGAGGAGUGCAGGAAACUUGAGGCAUGGGAAUCUUUGUUUUCAAAUAAUGGAAUCGGUUUCAGGAGGACAAACAAAUAUGGUCUGAUAAAUGAAGACAGCGAACCUGAAUUGGGCAGUGGAGAAUCGACUAAGAGGAAGAAGCACAAGAAGAAGGAAAGGAGAAAGAAGAGGAGAAGAAACUUCGAUGAUGACAAUGAUGAGUUGUUGGAGUAUAAUAGUUUGAACGAUUUUGGUGCCGGUGUGGAAGCUGCUGAUGGGAGUAGUUGGUUGCUAUCUACGGACAAUUAUUCAGCAUCAUUGACGAAUGCUGAUUUGCCAGAACAUAUUUCGAAGCUGUGUUUUUCCACAUGGAUGAAGCUUGCAUCUUCUUAUCUAGCAUGAUACAGGAUUCAUGUUCCUCCAACAGAUUCCCGAUGGAAUGGAAGGUGGGUUUCAAUUAUCGUAUCUGACUUCUCAAACUAGCAUGGGUUGCACUGCCACCAGAGCUAUCAAGCGAGGUCUCAAGUCUUGGUAGGAAAGAGAAGUUUUUUGCACAUUGGAAGGCAGAGUUCGUUAUUGGAUAUAAAAGAGAUUGCUCUCCACUGAUAAACAAUCAUUCCGCUAAUUAUGCUGAAGUACAUAAAUACAACAGGUUACAACUUCCAAUAUCCCCCAUGUCCACAUUGAACAAUGCUUUAACUGGGGAGAUCUGGAACCGGAGGCUCCUUCAAUGGCAGUAAAUGAAGCAGAGCAUACAGCACCACGUGCCCUUGGAGAUCUCACUGAGCAGCAGCUUCAGGCAUCCAUGUUGCACUGUAGAUGCCUAGAUGAAGUAGAGAAAUCAAAAGCAGCAUAUUAGUUUUUUGGUUGAGUUAGUUGUAAUAUCUUCGAGAGCUGGAAACUUUUAGCAAUGUGAGUAUUUACAGGACAACUCGCUACUACUGCUGCUGCUGCUACUACGAAUGUGGAUAGCUCAACAAGGCUUAUAAAAGCCAUAAUAUACAGUAGAGUUUCUGCCAUGUAAUUUAUUGUUUACAGGACAACGGACGAGGUAGAUAGGUCAAUAGACUGAUGAAACUAUCACAGG
Linum tenue is the source of this 2377-nucleotide messenger RNA. The record is from the annotation of a GenBank genome assembly. Lineage: Eukaryota; Viridiplantae; Streptophyta; Magnoliopsida; Malpighiales; Linaceae.